ACGGUGCUGCCAUGCCCGCCCGCUGCGUGGCCGCCCACUGCGGGAACACCACCAAGGCUGGGAAGUCGCUGUUCCGCUUCCCCAAGGACCGGGCGGUGCGGCUGCUGUGGGACCGCUUCGUGCGAGGCUGCCGCGCCGACUGGUACGGGGGCAAUGACCGCUCCGUCAUUUGCUCUGACCACUUCGCUCCGGCCUGUUUCGAUGUCUCUUCGGUCAUCCAGAAGAAAUUGCGCUUCUCGCAGCGCCUGAGGCUGGUGGCGGGCGCCGUGCCCACCCUGCACCGGGCGCCCGAAGCAAUGCCUAAGGGGGAGGAAAAGGGAGAGCGAGCGGGUGGCCUGGACCAGGGAGGCGAGCUCCAAGCAGCCGGGUAUCCCGAGGCCGCCCCGGGUCCAGCCUCCUGCACGCGCCUCCAGGCCGGGAAGAGGGCUGCGGCUUCACAGAUUACACAUGAAAAUGAAGUCAUGCAAACACAAGUCCACGCUGAGCAUCUGUGCAGCAAUGUCUCUUCAGAACCUGCUCACUGUGAAGAAGGCCCGGUGCCCAGAAGGACACAGAUUUCUCUGAAAAGGCCUCACCGUAGUGUGGAUAUUCAGGCCAUAGUGAAAGUGUUGGGAAAACAACAGUGUAAUGCAGCUACUCAGAUGGAUGAGUUGUGGACCAGAACUUGCUCUCUCUUUGACAUUUACUCUAGUGAUUCAGAAGCAGAUAUAGACUGGGAGAUCAAGCGUGAGCAGAGUGAUCUGUCUUAUGUAGCUAUACAGGUGAAAGAAGAGACAUGUUAGAAGCACACUAUCAAAUGCUUUUCAAAUCUUUAUUCACAUAAUUAUAAAUUGGCUGUUAUAAAUCUUUCACUUCCAGAUGAUUGGACAGCUGAGUAUCAGCAAAAUUUGUUUAGCUCUAAGGAAAAAAUGUACCCACUUAACCAAGAAAAUGAAGAUAACCCCUGCCCCAAACCUCCCUGCCCCCACUUUCACCUUUGUGUUUUCUCUUUUAUCCUUUUGGUGGAAAACAGGUUAUAAAACAAAACCACUAUAACUACAAUAUUUCCUAGUCAAAAUUAAAUAUUGAAUAAUCCUUAAACUCAUUUCAGAAGCCAUGCUCUUACAAGACCCAUUUGACAUUUGCUAGUUAGAAUGUCCUGUACUUUGGAAUAAUUUGAAAGUAGAGCAGUAGCACUGUGCACAGCCAAGCCUGGCAUAGCAAGUGACUUGUGAGUGCAGCCAGGACAUUCACCCUUGCCAUUUAUUUUUUAUUUAUUUUUUAACUUAUAGAUUUUUUAUUAACUUUUCUUGUAAUAGCCAAAAACUGGAAACGAUUCAGAUGUUUUCCAUUGUUAAACACACUCUGGAACAUAUAGACCAAGAAAUACUACUCAGCCAAUAAAAAGAUAUGAGCUAUCGAUACCUGAUAACUUAGAUCUUAAGGAUUGCUUAGUAUAAAAGGCCAAUCUCAAAAGAUUAUGUACUGUACCCAGCUAGGCCAUUUAUUUCUUAUGUUAUUUGUUAGUUUGUCUAUUGGUAAUACUAUGAGAUUUACAGAUCAGUCCUGUGAGCAUUUCUGGUGAAGCUGUGGCUCUUGGGGAAAAUUUUCAAAAGGAAUCAAUUUAGAGAUGGAGUUUCAUAUACUUAGAUUACCUUGUUAAUGAAGUCUGUUUCUUCUUAUUGCACCAUAUUAAUUGACUUGGAUUAAUUUAGAUUGGAAUUAUUAACAUCAUGCACAAAAAGUAUUACAUUUCUCAUAUAUUCCCAUUGCACGUGCUAGUUUUUCUUCUGUCAACACCCCUUUAUUGAAUUCUGCAUUUGGAAAAUAAGCAUACAAAUAUCAGCCAUCCCAUCUGCCUUUCAUCAGGAAAAUUUAUAUGAUAAUUUUGUACCAUGAUGUAAACUGUUACAAUAGUUUCUGAGAAACUUACUAUAACUCUAAUCUUCUAUUGAUAAUAAUAAAAAUAAAUAUCCAUUUUACACCUUAUAUGCCAUAUUCGUUCUGAAAUGAUUAGAAGUACUUGCAUGCGUUUUAUCCUCAAGGUUUAAAUAAUAUACAAAAGUGAUUUUCUUCCAAUGCUAAUUUUAUGUCUGAGUUACUUUGAGUAGUGUAAUUUUAAGGAAAAUAAUAAUAAAAUUAAGUAUCAAUAGGAGUUGUGAACCUGAA
Messenger RNA from Carlito syrichta (Philippine tarsier), 2148 nucleotides. RefSeq names its product THAP domain containing 10 (gene THAP10). Gene Ontology annotation, molecular function: sequence-specific DNA binding. The record is from RefSeq and is a predicted model, not a curated record. NCBI's taxonomy places the organism in Eukaryota, Metazoa, Chordata, Mammalia, Primates, Tarsiidae.